Pseudocercospora fijiensis CIRAD86 is the source of this 3561-nucleotide messenger RNA. RefSeq lists its product as uncharacterized. NCBI's taxonomy places the organism in Eukaryota, Fungi, Ascomycota, Dothideomycetes, Mycosphaerellales, Mycosphaerellaceae. Gene Ontology annotation, molecular function: medium-chain fatty acid-CoA ligase activity. The record is from RefSeq and is a predicted model, not a curated record. Gene Ontology annotation, biological process: fatty acid metabolic process. The coding region runs from base 1 to 3561 and encodes 1186 amino acids. The transcript has a single exon.
AUGCCGCGCCCCGAAUCGACGCUGUCGCUGGAGCAUGGACCCCGCCUCGGCCACCAGAACCUCUCUCACCUGCAACUGUGGCAGGACACCGUCAACUCAAGACCCAAUGCCACUGCCCUCAUCGCGAAGCACCAGUCGCCCACCGCAUUCACGUGGCUCGGCAGCCAGCACAAUGACAAAGACCACGUGCAGUGGACCUACGCCGACCUCGAUCGCGGCGCUCGUCGACUGGCCACUGCCCUGAACAGAACCACCCAUAUCGAAAGGAGGCCGAUCGCCGCCCUGAUCCACAACCAAGCAGAAUGGGCUCUGCUGUACUGGGCCGCCGCCUAUCUCCAUUCGCCUUUUGUCCCCAUUAACCCGAAGACGGCGACGAGGACCGAAGAGAUCAAUCACAUGCUGGACCUGGUUGGCCCGGUGGUGCUCGUCACAGCAAACCUGGACAUCGCCAGCCAACUCGAGAAUGGCCUUUCGGAGAAGCUGAUGUCGUCCAUCGCUACACGCAUCACCCUAUCCCACACUGGACGCGAGACAGCACAGCAAUGGACGAUGCUUGCACAUUUGAUGUCCGGCGACCCGACCCCGCCAGACACGCCCGAUGUCGUCGCUGCUGAUGAUACCAUGGUCAUUUUGUUCACAAGUGGUACCACAUCACUUCCGAAGCCCUGUGCCUUGACCAGCUUUCAGUGUCUGAAUGCUGCGCUCGGAUACAUGGACGCUCAGAAAGUCACAAGCAGCCAUCGCUUCGUGCAGCAUUUACCCGGCUUCCACUCGUAUGGCAUUGGCUGGUCUUUGGGCUUCUGGCUCCGGGGAGGUGUGGUCAUCUUCCCAUCAGAUUCAUUCGAAGCGCAAGCAACACUAGAGUGCUUCGACAGAUUCAGAGCAACGCACAUGGGCCUGGUCCCGACCACAGCCCAAGCCAUCCUAGCGCAUCCCUCCUUCUCAAAGACCGACUUGAGCACACUUGUCAGCAUUGACAUCAGUGGAGCUGGUGUGCUGCCGAGUCUCAUUGAUGCUUGCGCGUCGACCUUGAAGGUGCCAUCCAGCACCAGCUAUGGCAUGACUGAGAGCCCUGGCACAAUGGCGUGGGGAGUCAACGAAGGCUCGGUCCUUCGCGACGGAGAAGUCAUGUCUGGACGACCCGUGCGUAACACCCAUGUCAAGGUGUGUGAACCAGGGACACGAGAGAUCGUGCCUAGAGGCCAGUAUGGCGAGCUGCAUAAUGGUGGCCCGCAAGUCAUACCUCACUACAUGGACCCAAGAGUAUCCAAAGACAAUUUCUACGUUGAUGAGAAUGGCACUAGGUGGAUCGUGACUGGUGAUCAGGCCAUUAUGGACCACGAUGGCGCAGUGCGGAUUUCUGGCCGUUAUAAAGACAUGAUCAUUCGCGGCGGAGAGAACAUAUCUCCGGCCAGUAUCGAGGACUAUCUCAGCAAGAAGCCAGGCGUAUUCCAGGUCCAAGUCGUUGGAGCACCAGAUGAUAUGGCAGGUGAAGUACCAAUUGCCGUAAUCAUUGAGAGCGACGGCCAGCAAGCAAAUUUGAGCGAGCUUAAGCACGACACGCAGCGCGAUCUGGGACCAGCAUUCGCUCCAAAAAUGGUCGUUCGUCUGGGUGAUCUUGGCUUGAGUGCUUGGCCUACUACCGCUUCUGGCAAGAUCCGCAAGGUGGAGCUUGCCAAAGUAGUCAAGGACUUCAUCAAAACACAAGCUGAGAAGGGCAUCGACAAGUCUGGUUCUGUGGUCGACACUUUGCUCAGCAUUUGGAAGUCCAUCAGCGGCGCGGACAGCCUUGUUGCAGAGACACCAUUAGAUGCAUUUGCAGACUCACUUAUGAUGAUGCAGCUCUCUGGCACGGUGAAAAAGGAGCUCGGCCGAGAUAUCACAGUUGAGGACUUCAAGAUCUGUGAUACAAUUGAAGACCAAGCCAAGCUGAUCGAGUCGAGGCCACUCAAGAAUGCAGGUCCAGUGCAGCCAUCGAGAGAAGGGCCACCUUCAAUACAGGAUAUGCCUCAUUGUCGAGAGGAGGAAGAUGUCUUUUGGGAGACUGUAUAUGCCGCUGAAUGUGUUCUGGCGCCUUAUGGACUCAAAUGGGACGACGUAGAGGAUGUGAUGCCUUUGCCAGAUUGGGAUGCGAUUUUCUGCCACCGAUCACGUCCGUGCUCGUGGAACCUUCGCUUCAGCUACCAUGCUCCAGUAGACGUCAAGAGCCUGGAGCGGGCGAUCAAGGCUUCGUUGGAGUUCCAUCCAACAAUGCGAUCGAUGGCCAUAAAGGUCGACGAUGAGCAGCUCCUUGCGACCAUUCGGCCCACCGGAGAAUGGCUCAAGGCAUCAAUGACUACCGGAUGGGAGGUCGAGACCAAGGAAGACCUCAACACGCUUGCGCUGCACGAUCCUGUUUACGACAAUGCCAGUGCUCCCGGACCCCUGGUGAAAUUCCACGUUGCUAAGAUUCGCAGUGAUGGCACAUCUGGACUGGUUGUAGUUGCAUCGCAUGCGGUCAACGACAUGAGCAUGACCAAGUUAUGGCUAGAGGAUAUAGUCACACUCCUUACUGGCGAGGGCAGCGUUGUCCCUCACGCACAGUUCAAGGACUAUGCAACCGCCUUCUUUGAUCACCGCGACGGCCGUGAAGCUGAUAACGGGAUCAAAUAUUGGACUGAAAAGCACCGAGGCAUUUCAAUGCUCCCAGAAUCAACAUACUGGCCUCCACAACGCGCAGCGGAAUGGUUCAAGGGCGGCGAUCUUGGAUGGCAGAGAUGGGACGGCACAAAGGCACGCAGAGGCGAGCGAGCUGUCCCACAAUCCGCUAAGCUCCAAGCCCAAAAAGGCAUUCGCCGCCGUGUAGCCGUCGAGGACAUCUUCAAGCUGAAAGCCGAGCAUAACGUGCCGGUCUUCAUGCUCGUCAAAGCCGCCAUCGCCAUCCUCAACAUUUCCAAAACCGGCGGCAAAGAAGCCAUCUUCGGCACAAUCAACGCCGCCCGAACCUGGCCCUUCGCCUCAGACUACAGCGCCCUCGAACGCGAAGCCUACACCGGCAACCCCCUCGACGUCUCCGGCUGCACAACCGAAUACGUCCUCGACCGCAUCCCCGUCGGCCAAACAAAAUCCAUCUUAUCUUUCAUGCAACAAGUCACCACCGACGAAGAAAAAAACAGCACGUACGCCCACACCCCUUUCUUCCGCGUCCUCGACCGUCUCCGUGACCCACUUUCCUCCGACGACACGCGCACUUUCUCCGAACGUGAGCGCGACGCAGCCUCUAUCCUUCCACUUAUCAGAAGACAAAGUUUCAAUUGGCUCCCCACAGCCCCCACCGCGCAAAAUUCUCGAGGCCUCCAGUUUCAGGAAAUGUUGACGCGGAUGGAUAAUGGGUUGACGAUUACGGGUUUCCUUCUCGAGGAUAAGAGGAGUGUGGCGUUGAGUUUUAGUUGGGAUGCGGAACAUCUGAGUUUUGGCGAGGCGGAGAAGGCGCUUGGGGAGUUGGUGGAUUUUGUGGAGGUUAUGGGGAAAGAGGAGAAUUGGGGGAGGGGGGUUGGGGAGGUUUUGAGGGAUGUGAGGUGA